GUCCGCACUUACAUCUGGAUAUUAACUUUGAACGUGAGGGCUGAAACUAACCUCACACCUUUAUUGUCCUUUAUUUUGCCGCUGUGGACGAUCUAAGUGCUUUGCGAUCGAAAAUGGCGACUUCUCCGACCCCGUCGGUCCGCAACCACGACGUCGCGGACGCCAAACCAUCGUUUUUCAGCAAUGCAUCGAAGAAGGCGUCCGAGUACCACUCGCGUGUGCCAUACCUUAGCAAGCUACCCUUCCGAGCAAUCGCAAUCAUCAUCACCCUCAUUGUUGUGAAUCUGAUUGUCUGGGCGGUGGUUGGUGUAGUUCUGCACUUCAACACGCCGCUAGUCUCAACAGCAAUCCUAUCCUACACCCUAGGACUCCGCCAUGCUUUAGAUGCGGAUCACAUCUCCGCUAUCGACCUGAUGACACGGCGUCUGAUCGCCGCAGGCCAGCGUCCCGUAACUGUAGGCAUGUUCUUCUCGCUCGGCCACUCGACCAUUGUCAUUAUCACUUCGCUUGUCGUAGCUGGGACGGCAGCAGCUGUCUCCUCAAAGUUCGACAGCUUUGAGCGUAUUGGUGGCAUCAUUGGUACCUCCGUGUCAGCCGCCUUCUUGCUGCUUCUCGGCAUCAUGAACAUCUACAUCCUGUACAAGCUGAUUGUACAGAUGCGGAAGAUUCUUGCCAGCCAGCCAGGGCAAGAACAUGAAGAGUUCAAGAUUCAGGGCGGCGGAUGCUUGUUUCCGGUCCUGCAAAAGUUGUUCAAGUUGGUAGACCGACCGUGGAAGAUGUACCCUCUCGGUGUUCUCUUUGGUCUGGGGUUCGACACGUCGUCAGAAAUCGCCAUCCUUGGUAUCAGUUCGAUACAAGCCACCAAGGGCAUCUCAAUCUGGCUGAUUUUGAUCUUCCCGUUAUUGUUCACGGCGGGUAUGUGUCUGCUUGACACAACUGAUGGUGCGCUCAUGAUGAGUCUCUAUACCAGCACGCAGCUUGCGAGAGAUCCCAUAGCGAUUUGCUACUACAGUAUCGUCCUCACGGUCAUCACCGUUAUUGUUGCGACUAUCAUCGGAACUGUGCAGUUUCUCAACCUAAUCUUGAACGUCGCUGAACCAGAGGGCAAGUUCUGGGAUGGAGUAGUGAAGCUGGGCGAAAGCUGGGACAUCGUUGGUGGUGCUAUUUGCGGCGCGUUCGUUGUCUUUGGCGGUCUUAGCGUUUUGCUAUAUAAACCAUGGCGCCGGAGGGUGGAUAAGAAGAGGCUUGGAAGCGCGCGCUUCGAGCCACUUGCGCAGGACACUGACACAACCGUGCGCAUUGAUGCGGGGCAAUCAAAUGGCCUAAUGAGUGCCGGCGAAGGGUCGAAGGACAUUGAUGUUGUGGUGCUGUCUGUCGAAGCGACUGGUCUUGCCGGACCUGCACAUCGUUAGAAUACGCCUGACCGUAGGCAGCAGGCGCAGCAUGGCUACAAAGUAGUCUGUCGAACUCAGCCUGCCAAUAUGGCACAGCUGCAUAUAUUCUUGCGUUGUAAGGUCUCGUAGCUUAAGAGCCAAUGAAGUGCCGCGCCACACUGCGGCCAUUGUUCGA
Didymella exigua CBS 183.55 is the source of this 1569-nucleotide messenger RNA. Its product is annotated as high affinity nickel transport protein nic1. Gene Ontology annotation, cellular component: plasma membrane. Gene Ontology annotation, biological process: nickel cation transmembrane transport. Gene Ontology annotation, molecular function: nickel cation transmembrane transporter activity. The record is from RefSeq and is a predicted model, not a curated record. NCBI's taxonomy places the organism in Eukaryota, Fungi, Ascomycota, Dothideomycetes, Pleosporales, Didymellaceae. The transcript has 3 exons. The coding region runs from base 114 to 1412 and encodes 432 amino acids.